Molecule: messenger RNA, 888 nt
Organism: Colletotrichum graminicola M1.001
Lineage: Eukaryota; Fungi; Ascomycota; Sordariomycetes; Glomerellales; Glomerellaceae
Exons: 1
Coding region: 1-888 (295 amino acids)
Source: RefSeq, a predicted model, not a curated record
AUGCCUUUCUUCAAACACAAUGAGAACAUCUCCAUUUUCUAUCUUGAAGAAGGGCCGCAAGAUGCUCCAGUUGUCUUCCUGAUUCCCGGUAUCACAUGCGACCUCCAUGAUUGGAACUGGCAAGUCCCUUUCCUUCUUCAACAUGGCUUCCGAGUCAUCACUCCGGAUCCCCGAGGCCAAGGCCGCUCCUCCGCGCCCCCACCUACCCCGGAUAUCAAAUCAUACCCCGGCCCGAAUGCAGAUCCUUCCAUUGUCGACUAUUACCCCCAGUCCGCCGCAGAGGAUUUCAUCGCCCUUCUCCAAUAUCUCAACAUCUCUUCUGCCAUCAUCAUCGCGCAUUCCCUCGAUACCGCUGUGGCCUACCACCUGGUCAGGCUGGUCUCCGUGCGGCCGGAUCUCGCACGUGCAAUGGUGAUCCUCGACCCGUUGCAUUCCAUCUCUACCGCAACAGUAGAUGAACAUCUCAGCGAUCCAAUGACGGUCCUGCCGAACCUUGCGCGUCUCUUCGACGCGGACAUGCACCCCCCUACAGUCCCCGCAUGGCACAACUCGUGGACCCGCCGUCGUGCGAUGCAGACCGAUAUGGGCGUGAUAAUGGCCCAGUGCUGGGCAUGCCUAGGGGAUCCGAAUGCUAUUGGUCGGCGCGAGGUAUCAGUUGCGCAGCAUGAUGACAAACUCAUGUGUCCUCGAUUGACACUUGGAAAUAGCGAUUACUGGGUGGCGACAGAGCGCACCUACCUGAAACCAAGCAGUGAACAUGAUGAAAUUAUACUUGUUGGAGGUAUGGGUCAUUGGUUUUUCCAACACAAAAGCAUGGAAGUAAAUGAACAUUUGGAACGGUGGUUCAAAGUAGUUGGGCUGCUUCCGGUCCAAACGCUUAGCCAGUAG